GUAACGGGGUCGCAAUCGGAGGGAGAAGCAGACUCUGGAGUUUAUCCUCUCCGCGGUGCGAGAGAGCGAUGAGGAAAAGAAAGAAAGAAAGAAAAAGAUGGGAAGUGCGUUUGUGGAAAUCCAAGUUCCUGGGCAGAAGCUGGUGAACGGAGUUCCAUUCCCUGCGGUGGUGUCUUCGCCUCUCACUCUCACCGACGCCGUCAAAACGCACAAACCCUUCCUCGAAUCACUCCUACUCCAAUCGGGCGCUGUCCUCUUCAGGGGCUUCCCUCUCUCCACUCCUUCCCACUUCAACGACGUCGUGGAGGCCUUCGGCUACGAGGAGCUUCCCUACGUGGGUGGCGCCGCUCCCCGCACCAACGUCGUGGGUCGUGUCUUCACCGCCAAUGAGUCCCCUCCCGAUCAGAAGAUCCCUUUCCACCACGAGAUGGCCCAGGUUCCUGAAUUCCCUUCCAAAUUGUUCUUCUUCUGCCAAGUGGAGCCCCGGAGUGGGGGCGAAACCCCCAUUGUUCUCAGCCAUCUGGUUUACCAAAGGAUGAGGGACAAGUACCCUUACUUUGUUCAGAGACUAGAGAAGCAUGGUUUGUUGUACACCAGGGUUUUAGGGGAAGACGAUAACCCUUCCUCUCCAAUUGGCCGUGGCUGGAAAUCAACAUUCUUAACCACCGACAAAGACCUCGCUCAACAAAGGGCUGCUAAACUGGGUAUGAAGCUGGAAUGGUUGGAAGAUGGAGUGAAGACAGUAAUGGGUCCAAUUCCGGGUGUGAAAUAUGACGAGAAGAGACAACGGAAAAUAUGGUUUAACAGCAUGGUGGCCGCUUACACCGGCUGGGAAGAUGAAUUGAAUGAUCCUGUUAAGGCUGUAACCUUUGGGGAUGGUCAACCGCUACCCUCUCACAUUGUCUAUGAUUGUCUCCACAUACUGGAGGAGGAAUCUGUUGCCAUUCCUUGGCAAAAAGGGGACAUUCUCUUGAUUGACAAUUGGGCUGUCCUUCAUUCCAGAAGAUCUUUCGAUCCACCUCGCAGGGUCCUAGCUUCCCUUGUCAAGUAAGCAUUAUACCAUAUUGCAGUAGCUACAAUGUUUCAACUACCUUAUAUUCUAUUUGUAUGGUAAUUGUAAUUUCAUAGCAGCAUCAAGGAUAUAUAUAUAUAUAUACACCAACAUACUUGAAAGUCGAGACAAUAACUGCUUCAGCAGUAAUUGCUGAAUCUUGAAAUAUUUUUAAGCAUUUA
Cajanus cajan (pigeon pea) is the source of this 1233-nucleotide messenger RNA. Its product is annotated as 2-oxoglutarate (2OG) and Fe(II)-dependent oxygenase superfamily protein. Gene Ontology annotation, molecular function: oxidoreductase activity. The record is from RefSeq and is a predicted model, not a curated record. Lineage: Eukaryota; Viridiplantae; Streptophyta; Magnoliopsida; Fabales; Fabaceae.